AUGCAACACCAGAUAGCAGAUAAACGACGGGUCUACCUCGCGUGCAGAGCCAUCUUCGCCGGCGACAAAGCGCAGUUGCGACGACCAAAGAAAGUGCGCGAAGAGAUCGUGAAGCGGCCAUGGGCACUGGGGUCACUAACACACGACCUCGGCAUAGAGAAGGUAGUCGAGAUCCUUCGCGACCUGUUGGAAAGACGGGUGUUCGAGUCGGAACUCAAGGCCAAGGUCGAGUUUCCCGAACUAUUCCACUCCUCGCUAGAUCAGGAGGUGCAGCGUGAAGCAUCCGAGAUCGAUGCGGCGAGGUCGGCAGCCGAGGCGCUUGAGGAGAUUGCCAGCGCGGAACAUGUCGACGGAGAGAGCGAAGAUGAGUUUGGAGAGGAUACUAAGAACGAGACUAGUGAGGUGCUCUGCAUGGAAAGGGACAAGAUACUGUUUGUUGCUAAGACAGGCUUCUUAGGCGUUGAACAGACAGCCCCGAAACACACGGUAGUUCUGCCUUCGCUGUAUCCAACGUAUAUCCCGUACAAGACACAGCACCUUAUCUUAAACGAAACCCAACGCAUACUUGAAGAAAGCUGCUUUGAAUUUGUACAGAAAUGGCUACCAACAGUCCUCUCCGGAAAGGAAUGGGACUGCGCCAGCUCGAUGGAAUUAACUGGGUGGACUAGGCUUCUAGCUAAGAAGGCGGAUAAGAUACCACAGGAGGCAUUGAAUUCUGGGGGGACGCCACUGGCAGAGGUGCUCUUCGCGACGAAUAAACUAAGGCACAGCGCUGUCCAUAGGCUCUCGACAUCGGCUCGUGGAAUUCAGGAUUUGGUCAAGUCGGCAGUGACGCUCGCAUUUACACUCGGCGAUCAUAAACGUGCGAGCCAAUUAGAAGAGAUGUGCUACGAGCUGGAUAGUAAGAUAAAGGCGAUGGAACUAAAUAAGAACGCAUUGGAAAAUUCCGCCAUGGCUGGCAUCGAGGAUAUUCAACGAUUGCGGGCGGAGUUGGAUCAGAAGGAGAAAGAUACGAUCAUUGACAUGGUAAAGAGCGAUCAGGAGAAUAAGAGGGUCAUCGGAAAUCUAUUAGAGGAUUCGGUGAGUAGGAUUUUGGAGGGGAAGAGCGAGAGUGACGACGAGGUUAAUAAGGCGGAGCAGAUCAAGGAGGAAAUGCGCAAUCAAUAUCAACCCCAGCAUCAACCCCAGCAUCAAGAUCAACAACAAGAUCAACACGACACUCUCAAAUACCAUCUCUUAGGUCCGUCUCUCACCAAGGCCGGUCAAGACUCUGUCGACCAAUCCAAGGUUUCCGAUAUUAUUUACAAUGCGUCCAAAGGGUCCAAGUAUUUCAAUCAUGAAGAGGUCAAGGACAAGGUCUUGACGCAAAAAAUCAGUCAAAUUUUAGAAAAGAAGCGUCGCUUAGAGAAACUCGAUCUAACCCGCGAGCUUCGAAUGGCCGAUCAAUUCAUAACACAACUCGAGGUCACCCGUGACUUAACCCAAUAUAUUGUUCACGUCGACUGUGAUGCCUUCUAUGCCGCUGUCGAGCAGCUCGACCGACCCGAGCUCAAGGACGUCCCUUUCGCCGUUGGAGGCGGUGUGUUGACUACUUGCAAUUACGUCGCACGCAAAUUUGGCUGUCGAAGUGGCAUGGCUGGCUUCGUCGCCAAAAAGCUCUGUCCUGAUCUGCUCCUCCUUCCUCUCAACUUCGAGAAAUAUACCUCUAAAGCUCAGGAGGUUCGACAGGUUUUGGCAAAAUACGACCCAAGAUUCGAGAGUGCGAGCAUAGAUGAGGCAUAUCUCAACAUUACCGAAUACUGCGCCGAGAGCAAUUUGACGCCCGGGGACGUUGUUCAGCAGAUGCGGGAUGAGAUCCAUGACAAAACUAGGAUCACAGUAUCUGCAGGUAUUGCCGCGAAUGCGAAGCUCGCUAAAAUAUGUUCCAACAUGAACAAGCCUAAUGGUCAAUAUAUCCUACCCAGCGAUCGUAACGCUGUAAUGACUUUCAUGCGAGAUCUGCCGACUAGGAAGGUGAACGGAAUCGGACGGGUCUUGGAGCGUGAGCUUCAGGAGAUAGGUAUCAAAACGUGCGGUGAUAUUUAUCCACACCGUCAGCUCUUGCUUUUUGGCGACAAAACAAACGAAUUUCUGCUCAUGUGCUAUCUAGGCUUAGGCAGAACUGACGUGCAACCCGCGGAGGAAUAUGAGCGGAAGAGUGUCGGAACUGAGAGUACAUUCCGAGACAUGUGUAGCCCAGCACAGUUCAGAGAAAAACUACGGUGGACAGCCGACGAAUUAGAGAAAGAUAUGCGGAGAGCCGAGUGUAAAGGCCGAACUCUUGUCUUAAAGGUGAAGCUGCAUACAUACGAGGUCUUAACAAGGCAAGUGGUGACGCCGAGAGCCAUAUGUACCGCAGACGAUUUAUACAACCAUUCAUUGCCCAUCCUAGCGAGAUUAGAACAAGACAUCCCCGGUAUGAAAUUACGGUUAAUGGGUCUCCGGUGCACACAUCUCAUCAGCACCAAAAAACCCGAUGCUCGUGCUUUUUUUAGAUUAAGGCCUUUAACAACAUCCGCUAACAGUGUUGCGCCGGACGGAAUCGGCGAUCAAAAGAUAAGCGAGAUCGCUCAAGCAGACGAUCUCCCGCAUGACAUGUUGGAGGACAUCCCUCAUGACAAUAGCGCAUCCGGUAGCAACGGAGUAGACGAACUCCAGGGGUCGCAAAUGAACGAUCCUCGUCGCUAUGAGAAGGGCGUUGUUCCUAUUCCUAAGAGACCGGCGCCAGCCGAGGAGCCAGCGGAAUGGUGGGAUUGCCCUGUCUGCAACCGGCCGCAACCAACCGACGAGCGUCUGUUUAACGAUCAUAUUGACUUAUGUCUUUCAAGGCAGACGAUACGGGACACGGUCCAGCGAGACCAUGUACGUAGUUCAACGUCUACAAGUGACACGCCAGUUCCCAAACGGUUGAAGAGCGGUGGUGAGAAGAAGCGGAGCCGGUCAUCAGCCUCAAUCGACCCGAGACAGACGAAACUAUUCUUUGGUUGA
This is a messenger RNA of Annulohypoxylon maeteangense, 3027 nucleotides long. RefSeq lists its product as uncharacterized. The record is from RefSeq and is a predicted model, not a curated record. Gene Ontology annotation, molecular function: DNA-directed DNA polymerase activity; damaged DNA binding. Gene Ontology annotation, biological process: error-prone translesion synthesis. The transcript has 3 exons. Gene Ontology annotation, cellular component: nucleus. Lineage: Eukaryota; Fungi; Ascomycota; Sordariomycetes; Xylariales; Hypoxylaceae. The coding region runs from base 1 to 3027 and encodes 1008 amino acids.